Aspergillus uvarum CBS 121591 is the source of this 811-nucleotide messenger RNA. RefSeq names its product glutathione peroxidase. Gene Ontology annotation, molecular function: glutathione peroxidase activity. The transcript has 2 exons. Gene Ontology annotation, biological process: response to oxidative stress. NCBI's taxonomy places the organism in Eukaryota, Fungi, Ascomycota, Eurotiomycetes, Eurotiales, Aspergillaceae. Bases 139 to 771 code for a protein of 210 amino acids. The record is from RefSeq and is a predicted model, not a curated record.
CUCCGCAAUAGCUCCUGUUUCUUUGCGACUACUACUACUCCUCCUCGUCCUUGUCCUCGUCCAUUGCGACAACCACAACAACUAUACUUCGCCCUCUCACGAACCCACCAUCUGCGACUCAGUUCAUCCUCCGCAAACAUGUCUUCCGCUACCACUUUCUACGACUUCGAGCCCGUCGAUAAGAAGGGUAACCCCUUUCCCCUCACCGACGUGAAGGGCAAAGUCGUGCUCGUGGUCAACACCGCCUCGAAGUGCGGCUUCACCCCGCAGUUCAAGGGGCUGGAGACUCUCUACCAGGAGCUCAAGGCCCAGUACCCGGAGGACUUCACCAUCCUGGGCUUCCCCUGCAACCAGUUCGGCAGCCAGGACCCCGGGUCCAACGACGAGAUCCAGUCCUUCUGCCAGCUCAACUACGGCGUCACCUUCCCCGUGCUGGGCAAGCUCGACGUCAACGGCGACAAGGCCCACCCCGUGUGGACCUGGAUGAAGCAGGAGCAGCCGGGCCUGCUGGGCAUGAAGCGCAUCAAGUGGAAUUUCGAGAAGUUCUUGAUCUCCGCCGACGGCAAGGUGGUCGGCCGCUGGGCCAGUCUGACCAAGCCCGAGUCGCUGAAGGAGCCGAUCGUCCAGGAGAUCGAGAAGGCGCGGAAGGAGGGCAAGCUGGCCUCCCAGACUAAGGGUGCUGCUGCUGCUGCUGCUGCUGAGGAAGCUCCUACUGCUACGGCGUCGGCUGCCGCGCCUACUCCUGCUGAGGGUGCUGAGGCCAACCUUUAAACAGAAUAAAUCAGAUUACGCUGGGAGAGUCUAAUUCGGG